AUGCGUGACACAACCCGCAGGAAAAGACAUUUAGAGAAACCUCCUUUACUAUCCAGUUUAAUAUGUAUGGUAAUUGCAACCCACAACAUUCUAGAAGCAUCGUUGCUUGAAGAUUCGUCCAUUGAACAAUCCUCUGGGCAAGGUGGUACACAACUUAAUGGCUAG
This is a messenger RNA of Plasmopara halstedii, 165 nucleotides long. RefSeq lists its product as uncharacterized. The coding region runs from base 1 to 165 and encodes 54 amino acids. The transcript has 2 exons. The record is from RefSeq and is a predicted model, not a curated record. NCBI's taxonomy places the organism in Eukaryota, Oomycota, Peronosporomycetes, Peronosporales, Peronosporaceae.